Astyanax mexicanus (Mexican tetra) is the source of this 1561-nucleotide messenger RNA. It is a transcript of the gene cenpw, whose product is annotated as centromere protein W. Gene Ontology annotation, cellular component: nucleoplasm; kinetochore. Gene Ontology annotation, molecular function: DNA binding; protein heterodimerization activity. NCBI's taxonomy places the organism in Eukaryota, Metazoa, Chordata, Actinopteri, Characiformes, Acestrorhamphidae. Bases 117 to 347 code for a protein of 76 amino acids. The record is from RefSeq and is a predicted model, not a curated record. The transcript is spliced from 3 exons. Gene Ontology annotation, biological process: chromosome segregation; mitotic cell cycle; kinetochore assembly.
GGUCAUCGCUGUGCGCUGAGGGAGAAGCGCGCGGCAGUAUUUGAACGGGUGUUGUUUUCGGCGCUGCUGCUCUGAGAGACUUUUUAUCACAGAAAACCGAGCAGACCGACACCAACAUGUCCACCAGGAAAGCGCCGCGAGCAGCGCUCAAAUCUCACAUGAGGAAGAAGCCCGAUAUCCGCGUGGGGAAGAACGCAGACCUAAUGGUCCAGCUGAAUCUGCUUCUCGUCUUACACCGAUUGGCAGAAGAAUCCAGAGUGAAGGCCUUUGAGGAGAAAACAGCCACUAUCAAAGUUCACCAUGUCCAAGCUGUUGCAAAGAAUCUGUUGAAGAGCACAAGAGGAUGAGACAGAAGAAGAUUGAGUAACCCCUUAUUUAAGAGUGCUGUUUGUACAAAGCAAGGGCCAUGUAAAUACAUUUUUAAUUAAUUUGUUCCGCUACUUUAAGUUGCACCUCUUGCUUACAGAUAUGCAAAUGCCCACCGAUAUAUCCUGUCUAGUCCCUGUAGGGAGGUAUUGCCAAGUGAGUAAGACUCUCUGGAGCAGAUAAACAUGAACCUAUUGACAGCAUGUCUAAUGUCAGGUGUGAGCUAGCGGGGUUUAAACCCCCAUCCUGAGGUGGGUUGACCAUUCAACACCAUGCCCUCAUUAAUGCUCUUGUUGCUGAAUACAAUCAAAUUCACACACCAAUCCUCAGAAAUCUAGUAGAAAGCCUUAUCUGAAUAUUAGAGAGUGAGUAAUGAAUUGUUUUAAACAGCAUUUAUUUUGAAAAAAAACAUUGAAUGAGCAUGUGUCCCAUUAAUAUUUUUUACUUAUUAUUUAAUCAUUUAAAAAUUGUCCCCCUUUGCUUCAGUAACAUUAUCUACUUUUCUUGAAAAGCUUUACACUACAUGCUGAAACAUUGCUGUGAGGAUUUAAUUGCAUUCAGCCUCAAGAAUUUUAAUGAGGGUCCGGUACUGAUGUGGGUUGAUUAGGACUAGUUCACAAAUACCCCUUCAAAUGAAUCUAAUGGAGCUCCAUCACUUCAGAGAAUGCAUUUUCAAUCAUACCGCUAAUGCUAAUGCUAAAACUAGUACUUUUACAACAUGGGUCUUGUUACCAUAUUCAAAACAUUUAUUCAGCACUACUUUAAUAGAACACUGCUCCUUACACUGUAAUAAGAGCACUGUAAAAUAAAGUGUUACUGAAGUUUGCUCCCAUGAGAGCCUGAAGCUGCAUAACGCUCCAGUCUUAAUGCUCCAAGUCUGGUACUCUGUGUUCUUCCCACCAGGCUCACCCCUCAAUGGACCCAACUGCACCAGACUUCCACAAGACCCCUUAUGUUCAAAAUGUACUUGUCUAAUUUUAUGUCUAGCCCCAACCUGUGAACAGUCCUGACUCCCAGCUGCAGUCAAUCACUGUUUGCUCUUUAUUAAUGCUGAUCUUUUGCUUUUGGUUGGUGUUGAGAAACAGUUGUGAAUAAGAUUGUUUGGAAUAUCUGCAACCACAUUUUCUUUUUUUCUCUUGAAUUUGCACAUUAUUUCUGUGUAAUAUCUGCUAAUAAAUGAAAUUUUACAACUUAA